Messenger RNA from Penicillium egyptiacum, 1410 nucleotides. The record is from the annotation of a GenBank genome assembly. NCBI's taxonomy places the organism in Eukaryota, Fungi, Ascomycota, Eurotiomycetes, Eurotiales, Aspergillaceae.
AUGAGCAUUUGCAAUUAUACAUGUAUACACAUGGCUAAGUCAACAAAGAGAAUCACUAGCCAAUACUUCACGUGGCCAAGACUUAGGGCUAUCCAACAAAGAAUCCCUUCAGUCUUAUAUUUCUGGCAUCGUCCGCUCCACUUUUUCCUUUACACUUGCUAUCCCGCAUAUCUGCCAUGGAGAUCAACAGAUACCUCGAACGUUGACAUAACCGAUUUGAAGGAUAAUCCUCUUCUUUUCACAGAGGAAGGGAUUCACAGGUAUUGUCGGGGUGGGUUUCACCCUGUCAGUCUCGGGGAUAAAUUCCACAAUGGCCAGUACACAGUGCACCAUAAGUUAGGCUUUGGUGAAUCGUGCACAGUGUGGCUUGCAAAGGAUAACCACAAUGUGUGGCAUCGUCAUGGUCCAUGGGUCGCUUUGAAGAUAUUGGCCGCACGCAUCAAGGAGCGGAGGGAAAUUCGAAACCUGCGAUAUUUGAAAGAAAAGACAAACUAUUUCACUCAAAAUCACAAUAUUGUUGGCUUUCUUGACACCUUUCUGAUCAUAGGUCCGAAUGGGACGCAUCAUUGCUUGGUAUUUUCAAGUUUUGGUCCCACCAUUGAAUUGAUUCAACAGUUCUUUAUUGACUUCAACAACUACGGUGAUUAUCUCGAAUUUGGUGACACUGAGUUCAGUAACUCGGCUCAUUGUCUCGAAAUGGGACCUUCUAGUAUAUAUCAAAUCGCUAUGAACGGUUUGUUCGCUGUGGAACUGAUGCCACGCUUGGAAAUGUGUCACGGAGGUAUCAGUGGUUCACACAUUAUCAUCGAUUAUAACUCCAGGUUACACUUCACCUCUAUAGGAGAAUGCUUUGAGAUUCUCGGAUCGCCGCAGGCGGUCCCGCUAGAGCACCGUGACGGAAUGCCCCUGGGUUACGGGCUUCCAGAAGAGCUGAUACAAACUGCCAAAUGGCCAGGAUAUGUCGAGAGCAUUUCGGAUAGCGCCCGUCUCAUUGGCUUUGGAAAGAGUUUCCUCCGCAGAGAGGGACCUGAUAACCUCAAGCAACCAGUCCAUCUUCGAUGCCCCGAGUCUAUCAUGGGGGACGAGGUUGACUAUCGCCUUUAUUUGUGGCAUACAGGGUGUUUUCUAUAUCAACUGGGAACGAUGGAGCCUCCGUUCCCUACCCCACUCAACGAUUAUGAAUACAUAAGGAGCAUUGUUGGGUUUGUGGAAGGCUUACCAAUGGAGUGGGAGUCAAAGCUAGACGAAGUACGAUUGAUUUCCGAACAGACCUUUGCACUGGAACAAGCCCCGGCCACAAAAAAACAAGGAACAGAGCUACAGCUACUAAGGACACCCAAGCAGAAGGCCCAACCUCAGCAAAUGUUGUGGCGUCAGCUCAAGAGGGUCCCGCAGGGGAAGAAUACCUAG